This is a messenger RNA of Nerophis ophidion (straightnose pipefish), 3331 nucleotides long. RefSeq lists its product as uncharacterized. The transcript has 5 exons. The record is from RefSeq and is a predicted model, not a curated record. Bases 240 to 794 code for a protein of 184 amino acids. Lineage: Eukaryota; Metazoa; Chordata; Actinopteri; Syngnathiformes; Syngnathidae.
AAUCCACAAGACCCACACAGCCCAGAGUCAGUGCCCACACCCCUCCUCCACUCUGCUGUUCAGUCUUUCUCUCUUUCUGCUGUGUACCAGUCCCUCAGCCUACCUCACGUCCACAAAGUGACCACAGCUCCUUCUCCAAACAUCCUCGGAUCUCCUUGGCUUUUCCAUUCUUGACCUUUUUGGGAAGUGCGCUCAGGAGUCUCUUCAUUCAUCACGGACCAGGACCGGAUUUGACCGCCAUGAAUGUUCAGCUGCUUCUCCUGUUGGCCGUCUGCGCCUUCACACAUGCAAGUCCCACCGCCCUCCCAACAGACCGUGACAUUUUUGCAACUGACUCAGUAGCAGACAUCACCUCGCAGGCCACGGAAGGCAGCAAGGAUCUUGAAGUGGUCACCGGUCCCCCUACGACUGAGCCGCCAACGGCCGCAGAACAAGUGGCGACAGACAUCGUGACCGAGGCCCCUUCACCUCAGGUUACAACCAAUGGCAGGGAGGGGCCUACCUUGGAGACCGAAACCCCUGCUCCCGCUGCAACUGCAGAACCUGAGCCCCUUACCACUGAGCCCCCUGCUGUGCAGACCGAUGUGCCAACUGAGCCUGCCGUGGUCAGCCCUCAGUGGACGGAAACCAGCCAGGCCAACACGGCCGAUGAAGUGCUUGUAGAAGACGACGCAGCAGAAGGCCUGAGCUCUGGUCAGGUGGUCGGCAUCGUGAUUGGUGCCUUGUUGGCCGUAGUCAUUGUCGGCGCCGUGGUGGUUGCUGUUGUGAGGAGGAUGGGAAAAUAUUCUCCUUGAAGAAGAACAAGAAGCCGGCAAAGCAGCAGAAGUUGUCAAGGUUCUGGAAAAUUCUGAACUACUGAACUGUGAUGUCAUUUCCAAUCAUUAAAAAAAAAGAAAAAAAAAAGAAAAACAAAAAUCAUUGUGAUACCGGAAGUUAAUGAUUCUAACCCGGACCCUGGACUGUUGCCAAAAAAAGAAGGCACGGGAGGCUAGUAUGUGUGUUUGUAUGUACUGUACUGUACUGUACUGUAUGCAUGUAUGUCUAAUGUAUGUAUGUAUGUAUGUAUGUCAGACAAGAGGAGUACUCGUUGCUCAGCUCAUUUACUUCAUGAACGGCCCCUGGAGGGAUUAUUCUAAAAAAAAAGAUUCUGGAUUGGAUACGAGAUAUUUUAAGGGCUUAAGUGAUAGUUAGAUUUUCCUAGACACUGUAGUACUUUAAACAAAGGAAGCCAGCAGGCCGCUUCCUGGGUUCACGGAGGAUGAUAUACUGUAGUGUGAUGGCACAGCACCAUUUUGUUUCCAUUGGGAUUCAAAACAGCAAAGAAACUGUUGAAUUGAAAAAAAUGCUAACAAAAGUGAAACGUUGAGAACAGGUUCAUAUUCGUGUUUGUUUCAUCCAGAAGUGGAGGGUAUGGAAAGUAAGGUAAAAAAAAAAAAUUCCACGGAGUGCAGUUUUUGUUUUGGUUGAUCAAUUCAGUUCAAGAACAUGACAAAUUUCCGUUUCACGGAGAACAAAUAAUGCUUUUUGAAUUACCUCAAGAGAAAGCGAUUUCCUUUCACCGUAGUAAAAACGUUAUGAAGCGCCAUGUUUGUGUUUGUCUCGUUAGUUUGCGAGCUACUUCCUGGCAUUCUCGUUUUGAGGCGGGCAGCAACUAUUUUAUGACUUAAAUUGGUGAGAAAAAAAAACAUACAUUCUUGUAACAGAAGUAAAGAAAUGUGGUUUCUGUAUUGUUUGUAUUGUAUUUGUUAGUUAGCAUGCUACUUUUGUGUGCUUUCUUCUAGACGUUGGAAUCUUUGGGCACCUCAUGAUUCGAUUACGAUUCAGGGGUUACGAUUUGAUUGUAAAUCGAUUAAUUAUGUAUAUAUUAUUAGCAUUCUAUAACCUAUUAUUAUUAUUAUUACUAUUAUUAUGAUUUAUUGUAAUUGUAUUAUACCUAAUUAUUAAUACGUAUGAAAAGCUCCUCCUAUGGCAAAUGGCGUAUGCGAUAUGGCCUCAUUUCCGCUUUUGGAUGUGGGUACGCACAGCAUAGACAUUUAUAUGGAACAAUAGAUACACAAGAAUUGCCUGCUAAGGGAUAAAAUAAAUAAACCUCCCCACUAUAUCUGCCCCCUAUGUACCCAAUCAUAUCCAUGGCUGACAGUGUUGCCGCACUCUCUCCUGACUUAUUAAUAUACUUGCUAAUUUCCUCUUCUGAGCUGGUUACUACUCUGUUGUAGCAUACUGUAGUUAAACUUUUGUUAAAGUGUCCAAAUUAUGUAUUUUUCUCUUGUUUCACUACUUCACAUUCAAGCUAGCGUAGCGCCACAGCUAGCCUAGCUUUUCUUUUGUUUUUCCCGGCCCUAUGCGGGUCUGUGCUAGAUUGGAAUUUUUAAAACUGUCUCUAUUACUUAAACACACUUAAAUAAUCAAUUUAGAAUACGCGUUCCAUUGAAGAAUUCAUCAUUUUCCCCACUUCUACUUCCAUGACAUGUGUUGACGCGUAAUCUUGCUAGCUAACAAACUAACCAUAUAGUUUUCAUGAGCGGCAGAGGAAAUUAUCAGCACUGUAGUUACAGAAGAACAGCAAUGAUGGUUAUAAAUUCCACACAAUGUAUAAAAGGACUACGUUAGACGACAGCACGUAGCAUAAAGCUAACAUUAGCAGCCAUUCGCUAUUAUUUUCCUUAUUUUCACUGACCUGUUAACGGCCAACUGUAUGACGCACCUUGUGCAGAAGUGGCCAGAACAUCAAAAUGUCGCACUGUCGAGUGUGUGGUAACAUAAAAUAAAAGGUGACCCUUGUGACAUUCUGACUAAUUUAACACUGACAUCUAAAAACCUAAUACAUAUCUGUGAAAUUUAGCAGAAGGGUUUGUGCCACUGACACUGGUUUUCUUCUGGUCGAUUGGAGCUGGACGUUCGAGUGCCUCAUCACCGUGUACGUCACUUAAAAAAGUAACUUUAAUGUUGAAGUCUCCUACAAAUUCUGUGUUCCUUACCAGGGUUGCCCGUGGCACUUAGUUGAAAUGCACAGGCGUUAAUAAUGCCCUGCUUUGUUACUUCGUAAGUGUGCGUGAAAGGGUGUACAAAUAAUUAAGUCUCGGCUUGGCUUCGCUUGCCUUACCAACUUGCGUAAUGUGCACUAAAUGAGUGAUGUAAUGAGCGUUAAUGAAUAGGCUUUAAGACACAGCAAAGUUUUGCAACGACGUGUUUUUGUUUUUCCUCCCUCCCUGCCUUGCCGUAAUACCAGGUUCAUUUGUGCCAUCGUGUUUUGUUUCAAGCCUUUUAUUUAAUUGCAGUGUUUUUUUUGUUUGUUCAUAUUGUUUCAAUAAAAAAUAAAAUGUAAACACUC